Molecule: messenger RNA, 1814 nt
Organism: Anguilla anguilla (European eel)
Lineage: Eukaryota; Metazoa; Chordata; Actinopteri; Anguilliformes; Anguillidae
Gene: eif4e2rs1
Product: eukaryotic translation initiation factor 4E family member 2 related sequence 1
Exons: 7
Coding region: 236-934 (232 amino acids)
Biological process (GO): translational initiation
Cellular component (GO): eukaryotic translation initiation factor 4F complex; cytoplasm
Molecular function (GO): RNA 7-methylguanosine cap binding; translation initiation factor activity
Source: RefSeq, a predicted model, not a curated record
UUUCUAUACUGCGUCUGCGCGUAGGUUCUUGAGUGUUUUAUUGAGCGACUACACGCGAGUAAUGUAAACCCAAACAAGUUUAUUUAUUCUGUAUAUAACGUUUUAACGUAUUCACUUAAAUCAAGUAAUUACGUUGUUAGCUAUAUUACUUUAAUAAGUUGCUUUCUAAAAAAUUACGAGAUACCUCUAUAUUGAAGGGAAGCUUCUAGCGAAGAAGACGCCUUCCAAUUUGACAAUGAAUCAGUUUGAUCAUUUGAAGGACGAUGACAGCGGAGAUCAUGAGGACCCAGUCAUGAACCGAGAGGAGAAGAGUGAUACAGACAACAGCUCAGUGAACAACAAUAACAACAACGGGCGGCGAAAGACUGUUUCCCCAGGGGUGGGGGAGCAUCCGCUGCAGUACAACUACACUUUCUGGUACUCGCGGCGCACACCCAGUCGACCAGCCAACACCCAGAGCUACGAGCAGAACAUUCGGCAAAUCGGAACCGUGGCAUCGGUGGAACAGUUCUGGAAGUUUUACAGUCACCUGGUCCGGCCUGGAGACCUGACAGGGCAUAGUGAUUUUCAUCUCUUCAAGGAGGGCAUCAAGCCCAUGUGGGAGGAUGAGGCUAACAAGAAUGGUGGGAAGUGGAUCAUUCGGUUGCGGAAGGGGCUGGCCUCACGCUUCUGGGAGAACAUAAUCCUGGCCAUGCUGGGGGAGCAGUUCAUGGUUGGGGAGGAGAUCUGCGGAGUUGUGGUGUCCAUCCGUUUCCAGGAGGACAUCCUGUCUAUCUGGAACAAGACAGCCAAUGACCAAGUGACCACCUCCCGCAUCCGAGACACACUGCGCCGGGUCCUCAACCUGCCCCCCAACACCAUCAUGGAAUACAAGACUCACAACGACAGCCUCAAGGACAACUCCAGUUUCCGCAAUACGAAGAUCACAUUGUGAAAACCACUUUGUGAAGGGAGAAUUGAUAAAUAAAUGGGUGAUAAAUAAUGGAUGGAUGCAUGAAUGCAGCUCUACAUUUCACCCCUGCAUUGAUGGACUUCGGCAUCUUUAAAAUAAGCAAAUCAAAGACCAAAACAAAUGAGACAAUGGAUGAGUGAAUGUAAAGGAAAAAAACCAUUGGCUGGUAAAGCUUUUACCAAGGGACCACAUUGAGGGACUGCGAUUCCAGCAAUAUGCAAUACAGCAGCACAAACCUUUGGAGGAUCCACAAAGAAUGUUUGGUUCCUUUUUGUCUAUUGUACCGUCUUAUGUGUGUGCCUCUGUAUGCUAAAGGUAAAAUGUUAUUGUUGAAGCUGUUACGGUUUAUUUCCAAGUUUAUUAUUUGUUUUUUUACAGGGUCGUAUAUCUCUUUGAGGCAUAAAUCGUCCAUUUCCUGCAGUGUUUGUCUGGCAUGGAUUUAACCUGGGUUAACCUUGUUAAAAAGUAAAUAAUUUGAUAAACACAGAUAUGUUUUUCUUUCAGCAUUGUGUCUGAGAAUGCCAUUGAGUAUGCCAGUUUUCAUUUUUUCCAGUGGAUGAUGUUUACUUCGAGUGAGGUGCUGUAGGAAGCAGUGGGAUUUCGUUUAAAAAAUUAGUGGCCUUUUCUGUAUUUCCCUCAUAAUUCUGUCCAAUAUUCAAAAUAAUCUAGACCCUUCUGCUAUUUGUCAAGUCAGUUGGUCUAGCUGUACACAUUGCUUUUAAAGACAUGUGCCAAUACUUUGCUUCAACUGUGUGUGUGUGUGUGUGCAUGCAUGUGUGUUUUUGCAUGUGUGCCUGCUUGCACAGUGAAACUGUCAAAACGAGUACUCCUAAUGAAAUAAAAUAUUACCGUUGUAUGUGUA